AUGCCAGUUAAGGACUACGGAAUCUGGAAGGCGGUCCCCGUCAAAUACGACUUUGAAUAUCACUACGAGGACCCUGACUCCCCGCACCUGUCGCUGUACUACCAUGACAACCCCACCGAGGAGCCCGAGUUUGACAGCGCCUUUCGACGCAGGUACCGAGGCCACCCUCCAAACAGGAACAGACCUAUGGAGAUUCCCGGCCUCUUUCGCGCCGCAAUCAACAUCAAAUCGACCGAUCGAGAGUCCUGCCUCGCGUACUGGGUCGAUCACGACAUGGGCGACCAUCCUAUUGUUCCGAGGCUGAGCCGCUUGGACUUUGGGUUCCAUCCGAUCGACGAAGCACCGGGGUUCGGUCGUCGAGGACUCGACUAUAUUCGGGGUAGCCUCUUUAAUACCCAGAGCGGGCGUGUCCUUCCCCAUGACAUUCCCGGUCAGAACAAUGAUAUCAUUGAUGUCCUGGAGCCCGAGGUGAAGAAAGCGAUUGAUGAAAAGGCAAACAUCUAUCUCUUCGGGUCCAUGUUUGAUACAAACGACGGAAUCCACAACGUCCACAUGAACCAGGGCAAUAUUCGGAAAUUCAAGAAGGAUGACGGAGUGUAUCGUGAUGGAGGACUUCUGAUUGAGUACGAUGAUCACUGGACUGGCGUUUUCCUCGCAUUUGCAUCGCAGGCUAUACACACCGACGACAUUACUGGCCAUGCAAUCAGUGUCGACCCUCUGACCUGGGGAGAGUUCCUUCAAUCAGGGGGGGGGAGGAGGGCACAUGGUGCUGUACUGUGA
Molecule: messenger RNA, 780 nt
Organism: Aspergillus calidoustus
Lineage: Eukaryota; Fungi; Ascomycota; Eurotiomycetes; Eurotiales; Aspergillaceae
Source: the annotation of a GenBank genome assembly